This is a messenger RNA of Didymodactylos carnosus, 1839 nucleotides long. The record is from the annotation of a GenBank genome assembly. NCBI's taxonomy places the organism in Eukaryota, Metazoa, Rotifera, Eurotatoria, Philodinida, Philodinidae.
AUGGCAUGUCGUGCUAAUGACAUGAAAAAAGUGAAAAGAUAUCUUGAAACUAUGACAUUAAAUGAAAUAAAUCAUCGAGAGUCAAAUGACACCACCGCAUUAUAUGAAGCAACGCUUCAAGGACAUUAUAAUAUUGUUAAACUGUUAUUAGAAAGAGGUGCUUCAAGCCAAAUAAAAAAUCUACCUAAUCGUUUAACAUCAUAUGAAGAACCUAAAACCAACCAAAUAGGACAAUUAUUUACACACUUAUUCAAGAUUCGUUAUCAACGUUUUGGUACUAAUACAACUAUGCUUGAAUGGAAAAUAAUUCCUGAUGAUCCAAUUUAUCGUGCAUAUCGAGAUCGAUAUAUAAAAAAUCUUGGAUUAGAUCGGACUGUUAGAGAAAUACUACACAACAAAAAAUUACUUGGUAUCAAGAAAAUGUCUAAUACUCGUGUGCUUCUUCAACAAGCUAAAAAUAGUAACGAUGCAACUUAUCUUCUAAGUGCGUGUACGGCUGAGAUCGGUUUCUAUUCAGCGUUAUGCUCAACCCUGGCACGAGAAGAACAAGGUUACCUGAGAUAUUCGGGAACCCGAUAUACGUGGCAAUCAUCUUUUUAUGGAAUUAUCGCCCAAGAUCCUUUGCUUGACAAACACCGUUUUGUAGGGAAAGUCUAUCGUGCCAUGUUAUUUAAAAAUCUUGAUCUUUCGACAUAUACUGAAAAUACAACAAUAAUGAAUAUAACGUUUCUAUCGACAUCGAAAAAUCGUAACAUUGCUGAAGGCUUUCCUAAUCAAGAGAAAGAAUAUGUCUCGCCAUUUCCAUUAUAUCAUGAUAUAAUGAAAAUGGCGAGACAGGCUACAGCCUGUAGGAGAAUGAAUUAUGAUAAUUAUAACAAUACGACGGCUUCUGGGAAAGAUAGAUUACGUAAUGGUGAAGGAUUAGAAGACACCGCGAAAAAAAUGCAACAACAAGAUAAAAAUGGAUCGUCAUCAUUAAAAAGAGUGGCAACUAGUGAUGCACCGAGAUAUGGAUCUGAUGAUGAAUAUGAAGGCAUGAAUGGAGACUGGCAAGAAGUUCGAUACAGUAAACAGAAACGAAUAAAUGACAAUGAUAAUAAUAUCGAGAUAGACACUCGACAGUUUCAACAGUUUACAAGAACAUUUACGAAUUCCAAUCAGAAUAACGAAGAUAUUCGAGAAGAAUUCAAACAACAAGAUUUCAAAAGUAUUUUUUCAAUUGAUGAUAUAUCAGGAACAAUUAAUGAUAAAAAUCGACAUGUAAAAAUUGAAUUACUAGAUAUGAAUGAAUAUAAUGAAUUAUUGAAUGGAGCAACAGUAAACUUAUAUGGACAACGACGUCGCUUAAUUGAGCAACUGAGAAAACAUCCCGAAAAAUCACCUCCAGACGUUCAGUUAUUCAUACCUUCGGAAUAUCGUAAUAAUAAAUAUGAUUCGAGAAUUAUUCAUAAUGAUGAAGUAUAUGAUCAACAGAAUUAUUAUUAUCAACAAGUUCAAUCCUUCUCAACCACUGAUCAAAAUAAGACUAAUUUGAAUGAAUCAAUAAAGAAUUUAUCGAGAGAAAUGAGCGAAGCUAAUGAACGUCAUGAAGUUGAAAUGAGAAGAAUUGAAAAGAAGUAUCAAUCGAGUAUGUUUAAUAUUAAUAAUGUAUGUUUGAUUAUGCAACAAGCUCAACAGACGCAACAGACAAUGAUUUUAGGAAUGAGCAGAGCUAUCAAUCGGACAAUGUUUGGCACAUGUAAAAAAGCGAGCGAACAAUUUCAGGCAAUGGCAUUAAAACUGAAAACACAAUUGAAUGUAAAUGAUUUUGAUGAUAUUAUUAGUUCACUUAAACUUUAA